This is a messenger RNA of Trematomus bernacchii (emerald rockcod), 1204 nucleotides long. RefSeq names its product chemokine (C-C motif) ligand 25b (gene ccl25b). Gene Ontology annotation, molecular function: chemokine activity; CCR chemokine receptor binding. Gene Ontology annotation, cellular component: extracellular region. Bases 180 to 476 code for a protein of 98 amino acids. Gene Ontology annotation, biological process: immune response; positive regulation of ERK1 and ERK2 cascade; lymphocyte chemotaxis. The transcript is spliced from 5 exons. The record is from RefSeq and is a predicted model, not a curated record. Lineage: Eukaryota; Metazoa; Chordata; Actinopteri; Perciformes; Nototheniidae.
CUUGGAGUGUUGUUGACAUGCCAGAGGAGGUGUGGUGAGGGAGGGAGGGAGGGAGGGCAGAUUUCAUGCGUGAAUAUAAGAGCCACUGCAGGCUGCACGGGACAAAAAGCUUUUCCUCCAGGACACAUCUUGUGAAAUACUGAAUGUGAGCAGCGAUCCGCACAACAUCAACAGCAGCCAUGAAGUUCCCCGCUCUGUUCUUCCUCCUGAUCCUCACCUGCAUGUACAUGAGUCUGGCACAAGGCUCGUAUGGCAACUGCUGCCUCGGCUACAUUAAAGGCAUGAAGGCGAGUGCAAGGAGGAACAUUGAGAGCUUCAGGAUGCAGCAAACAGAUGGGGAUUGCAACAUCAGAGCUGUUGUGUUUCGGAUGAAGAAAAAGCCAUCCCAUAAAACCCAGAGGACUCGCUGUGCCAACCCAAACGACCGCUGGGUCCAGGAACUGAUUCAAGGCAUCAACAACAGGAUGCAGAAUUAGACCACUCAAAGAAGAGGGGAGAGAGGAGGAGAUACUUCACCUUCCUGUCAGGGGAGGCCUCGUAUAUCACCGUGGAUUAUGUUUCACUAGAUUUGGUAUUUCCUGUGCUGACAGAGGACGUAUAUGUGUGCACGGUUCACUAUAACACGAACAUAUCCUAAUGUCGUAGCCAGUUUAACGUUUUGUAUGAGCCACUGCUACGAUUCUGAUAAGUGAUGAGUAGCGUCUGCAAGGAAUGAGCCACUGUUGGCAGCUUUGAAAUGUAUUGAGUUUUUUUUAUACAACAGAUUUCCAUAUUUUUAUAUCUACAUUUAAAUUGUGUUUUGUGUCUUCCUGUAUCAAAUAAAGAAAGUAAAGAAACCAGAUUAAGGUUUUGAUGAUUUAGGUAACUACACAAAGUUGUUUUCCAUCAGAUACAGAUUUAGAUGUGCCAAUGGUUCAUUUACUUUAUUUGAAAUGGGUUGCGUCAUUGCUCCCUUGUUACAAAUGUACUGGAUAUCCAUGAAAGCAGCUUAGAUUUUGUAAAAUAGUCUCUGACAUAGUCUGCAUUUUACUUUAAUUUUCUUGAUAAUGACUACAUUAGCCAUCCUAAAUAAUGGCCAGUUACAAAAUGUAUGGGAAUGAGCCACUGUUUCGAAGAUUUGAAAUGAAACAGAUUUCCAUAUUUGUAUAUCCUCAUUUAAACUGUACUUAAUGUCUUGUUUCAAAUAAAGAGAGAAGCAAUACAA